Molecule: messenger RNA, 192 nt
Organism: Ilex paraguariensis (yerba mate)
Lineage: Eukaryota; Viridiplantae; Streptophyta; Magnoliopsida; Aquifoliales; Aquifoliaceae
Source: the annotation of a GenBank genome assembly
AUGAUGUCUUUACCAUUGGUACAGAUUGAAGACGAUGUAUUCCAAGAGAUUAGGACUGAGACCGAGAAAGAUGUGGUAACCUCCCUUGAUUAUACCGCUAUAGUGACUAUUUACUCUUUGUUUGAUGAGGAUCAUGUGAUGGAUGUUAUCUUUGAUAUAACUCUUACAACCCUUGUGCAAGAAGGAGAGUAA